Rhizophagus irregularis DAOM 181602=DAOM 197198 is the source of this 2931-nucleotide messenger RNA. NCBI's taxonomy places the organism in Eukaryota, Fungi, Glomeromycota, Glomeromycetes, Glomerales, Glomeraceae. The record is from RefSeq and is a predicted model, not a curated record.
AUAAUAAUGAUGUUCUUUAAAUCAAAUAUAUAUAUGUACAUACAAAUAUGCACUUUUUUAUUUUUUAUUUUUUUUAUUUCGAGAUGAACAGGGAUCAGAAACAGCUAUAUAGAAAAAUAUGCACUUUUUUUUCUUUAAUGUAAACACGUGAUAUAACAUGAGAUCUUAGAUUUAAUACUAUUGAACAAAUGUGGCGUAAUUUAUUUUAUCGUGGCUUUUCACCGUUCUUAGGUCAAGAGCUAUAUAUAAAAAAAAAUGAACGAGCAAUCACCAGAAGAAGUUUCGGAAGAAGUCAUUAUAACUUCUUCUACAAAUAAAGAAGAAGAAACCAAAGAAACUACAGAUAUGCAAACAACGGAAAUUGUAGACAAUAGUGAAAAUGGUGAUGUUACCAUCGUAAAAUCUACAACUGACUCUACAUCAGAAAAUGUUCCUCCCACUCAAAUAGAAGAUGAAGAUAAUAUGAGUGAUAUACCCGGAAUCCGAGUUUCUAUGGCAACUAUAGUUGAAUUGCCCCCUCUUGAGGAGCAACAAAGAUUGUCUGAUGAGAAUGCUCCAGCUGUUUCUGAAAAAGUAAUAGACGAGAUCUUUUCUAGUAUUAUUACUUUACCUGAAGAACAACAAAUUAAAUCAUCAGAAGUUCCAAACCAACAAGAACCGCAAUCUACCGUUUUAACUGAAAUGAGCGUAACAAAUGAAACGAGCGAUGUUCCGCCUGCUACCGAUGCAACAAAUGAGACUAACGAAGAUAGCGAAGAUAAUACUAGCAAUGAGGUUAAUGAAGAAAUUGAAACUAUUUUAACAAGUGAAACUGUAAUAACUGAGAUUGCUGAAAGACCUGUUGAGGAUAGUACUGAAAAUAUUAAUAAAACAGAUGAAAUUGUUCAGAACAAUCAAAAUUCUCAAAAUUCUUCUGUUGUUCAAGACGUAGAAAACAUUCAAAAUUCUUCAAAUUCUUCAGUUAUUCAGGACGCUCAAAGCGUACAGAAUAUGCAAAGUACUCAAAACAUUCAAAAUACUCCGAUUGUUCAUGAUGUACAGAGUGUUCAGGUGGCUCAAAAUGAUCAAAGUUCCCCUAUUAUGCAAAAUGUUAAGGAUAUUCAAAAUCCUCAGGAAAUUCCAGUCAAAGUUGAAGAUGUUCGAAAUGACCCGACCGUCCAGAAUACACAAAAUCAAAAAGAUCAGAAUGUUGAGAAUUCUCAAAGUAUACAAAGUACUCAACAACCUAUGAUUAUAGAUCAAGAUAUUUCUCAACAACCACCUGAACAAAAAUCAGAACAAGUUGUGGAUGAUAAGACUGUUCAACCUAUCGUUAGUGGAUCAACCGAAGUUUCGCCACCACAACAACCACAACAACCACAACAAUUGCAACAAUUAUCAAUUCCUCUCGUUCAAAACGCAUCAAGUGCGACUAAUGAUGAUGUUCAGCCGAUGGAUACUUUAAACACAUCUUCCGAUGACUAUAAAAAUGUACCGCCUCCUUCUACACUUACAACACCAACUGGUACAUUUGAUUAUGAAGAUGCGAUAAAGAAAGCUCAUGCUAUCGCAGCAAAAUUACUUAACAAUAAUGAAAGUGGAGCUGUAGUUCAAAAUCAACAGAACAGUGCACAACAAGGUGUUAAGAGAUCACACGAGGAUAGUUAUAAUUCACAUGGUUCUACUAGAGAUAGUAGAGAUGAUUAUCGAGAUGAUUAUCGAAGAGACUCUUAUAAUCGCCGUGAAAGAGGACGAUAUGAUGAUUAUGGAAGAGAUUCCAAACGAGCAGCAUAUGAUAGUGGUUCUUCUCGUCCAGAAUACGACAGUAGUAGUGGUGGUGGUGGUAGUAGUAAUGGUGGCGGAGGCAGCGGCGGCGGCGGCGGCAGCAGCGGCGGCGGAGGUGGAGGAAAUAGACAUCGUUAUGGUCUAGGAAGCGAGGAGCGCAGAUCACAUCAUGGUUCACACUAUGGGCCAGGUGAUUCACGCGCUACUGGUCAUGAAGAAUUUAAGGUUCCAAAUGCUGUUGUAGGUUUAGUAAUUGGUCGUGGUGGAGAGAAUUUAAAAAGAAUCGAAAAAAAUACUGGAGCACGUAUUCAAUUUUCGCAAGAUCAACCUCCGGAUGUUAUUGAAAGAAGAGUUACUAUUACAGGUCAAGUUGAUGAUGUUAAAACUGCUAGAGCGAUGAUUCAACAACUUGUUGAAGAUGCUAGUAAUGGUACUUUAACUGGUCGUCGAGACUCUCAUGGCAGUGGUAGUAAUAGGGCAACUAUUACGAUUCACAUUCCUGUUAAUAAAGUUGGUGUUGUAAUUGGGCGUGGUGGAGAAACCAUUAGAGAUUUACAAGAUAGAAGUGGUGCACGUAUCAAUGUUACUCCAGAUAGUGCAGCCAGUCCACAAUCUAAUGAUCGUUCUGUAACUUUAAUUGGUGACGAUGCUGCUGUACAGAGAGCAAAGGCUCUUAUUGAUGAAAUUGUUAAUAAUGGAGAAACUAGUUCUGAUAGGAAUCAUUCUAAAGAGUAUCGUUCCAGUAAUUAUGGAAAUAAUUAUAAUAAUAAUGACAGCCAUCAUGGAAGUAGUUAUGGUGGUAGCCAUUACGGAUCUUCUAAUCAUGGUGGACAAUAUGGUAGUCAUCAUUCAGGUAAGUCAAACCAGAAUCAGGAUAGUAUAACCAUCCAAGUUCCGAAUGAUUCUGUUGGCUUAAUCAUCGGAAAAGGGGGAGAGACCGUUAGAGCACUUCAACAACAAUCAGGCGCAAAAAUUCAGAUCGAGCCUGUUCAUGGAGCUACACCUGUGGAUCGUAAUGUUCAAAUUAUCGUUUUGGAUAAUUUAAAGGCCCCUGCGUGAGAGACCAUCUCGUCACAAUAACGAUCAAGGAAGAAACGAUUACGGAUCGAGCGGAUAUCAACAAAGUGGAUACCAACAGGGUAGUGGGUACCAGCAAAGUGGAUAUCA